CCUCCCCUUUUGGCAGUCACAUGGGCGGUUUCUGCUCUCCCGUGACACUUUUGAACAAAUAAUAGGAGAACGAGGCGUGCCAUUGCUGCUGUGUUGUUAUUGGGCAGCACAUCUUUCACAGCAUCAACUCUGUGGACAGCUCAGUUCUGCCUGUCCGGCCUGCAGCGGUUACAUUUGACCGUCCACUGCGCAUCUGACCCGGUAGGCUACAUCUUCCACCAGAAACAAACCGCUGAGACAAGCAGAGAGAGAGAGAGAAACAGACUCAGUGGGCCACAAAAGAAGCAGGAAGUGCGUGAAACUGUCUCCGGAAGGUUCAGCGAGGGUCAGCAGACUGAUCCCAGGCUCUUCUCACCAACCAUGUCAAACGAACGCACCCCUUUGAUCCCCUCAGGGGUAUGUUGUCUGCCUGUGUGCGGCGCGGAGUCGUCCACCACCCCUGAAUCCGCCUCCGAGACACCAAGUAAAGACUCUCGAAAACUAAACACUUUUUUCGGGGUGAUGGUGCCGACCAUCCUCUCCAUGUUCAGCAUCGUGCUGUUCCUGAGAACCGGGUUUGUGGUUGGUCACGCGGGCCUGUUACAGGGUCUAUUAAUGGUGAUUGUAGCCUACACCAUUAUAUCUCUUACAAUACUGUCCAUCUGUGCCAUUUCCACCAACGGUGCUAUACAAGGUGGUGGAGCCUACUACAUGAUAAGUCGCUCUCUGGGCCCAGAGUUUGGAGGAAGCAUUGGUUUGAUGUUCUUCCUGGCCAAAGUAUUUGCAUGUGGAGAGUAUGUACUUGGUCUUGUGGAGGCGAUACUUGACGUGUUCGGUUCGGAUCCUGAGUCAUCUGUUUCCGAGGGGCUGCGGGUGCUUCCUCAGAGUUACUGGUACACAGUGCUGUACUCCUCAGUAGUCCUUCUGCUGUGUCUGCUUGUGUGUCUGGUGGGCGCUCACAUCUACUCCCGCACCGCCUUCGUCAUCCUGCUGGUGGUCACCGUAUCCUUGCUGUCCAUCUUCAUCAGUUCUGUGGCAGUCAAACCUCGUGAUUUUGUCAUCACCCACAAGGGAUCUGACAACCAAACUGUCCGCUACAACGCCAGCUACACAGGCUUCAGCGCGACCACUCUGAGGAACAACCUGGGCUCUGGUUACUCUUUGGACUACAGCACCAACUCUGUCAUGUCUUUUGCCACCGUGUUUGCCGUCAUGUUCACCAGCUGCACUGGGAUUAUGGCCGGAGCGAACAUGUCAGGGGACCUGAAGACUCCGAGUGUUUCCAUCCCUAAAGGCACCAUCACAGCCGUCUUUUACACUUUUACAGUCUAUGUCCUCCUCUUCAUCUUGGUCAGCGCCACAUGUGACAGAAACCUGUUGAUUCAGGAUUAUGGGUUCCUCCAGAAAAUAAACAUCUGGUCGCCGUUCGUCACCGUUGGGAUAUUCUGCGCUGCUCUGUCAGCUGCAAUGUGUGCUAUGAUUGGAGCAUCCCGUAUCCUCCACGCUCUUGCUCUGGAUCACCUCUUUGGUUUGCCAUUAGCUCCAGCUGCCAUCACAUCAAAUUCUGGGAAUCCGUGGGUGGCAGUGCUGUACACCUGGGGUCUGGCACAGUGUGUAGUGUUUGCAGGCCAGCUUAAUGCCGUAGCAAGUUUGGUGACUGUUUUUUACUUGCUUGCCUACGCUGCGGUUGACUUGGCCUGUUUGGCUCUAGAGUGGGCGUCGGCACCAAAUUUCAGACCAACCUUCCAGCUCUUCUCCUGGCACACCUGCCUGCUGGGCAUCCUGAGCUGUUUAGUGAUGAUGUUCGUCAUUAACCCUGUGUACUCCUCAGGCAGCAUCGUCCUCCUGUUACUGCUGCUGCUUUUCCUCCAUUACAGAUCGCCCACCAGCAGCUGGGGCUACAUCAGCCAGGCUCUCAUUUUCCAUCAGGUGCGCAAGUAUCUGUUGAUGCUGGAUGUGAGGAAAGACCAUGUGAAGUUCUGGAGGCCGCAGAUGUUGUUAAUGGUGGCCAACCCUCGCUCCUCCUGUCAGCUCAUCCUGUUCAUCAACCAGCUGAAGAAGGGAGGACUGUAUGUGUUGGGCCACGUGCAGCUGGGAGAUCUGGACUCCCUGCCAUCAGACCCGGUCCAGCAGCAGUACAACUUCUGGUUGAGCCUAGUUGAUAAACUCGGGGUGAAGGCCUUUGUAGACCUGACGCUGUCUCUCUCUGUCAGGCAGGGAACACAGCAUCUGCUGCGCAUCACAGGCCUAGGUGGCAUGAAGCCCAACACAUUGAUUUUGGGUUUCUAUGACAGCUGUACUCCUGAGGACUUCUUCCUACAAGAUUCUGCGUUCUGUGACUCUUCCAUUGGUCGGGGGAGUGAGGGCGAAUAUAAUUUUGGGGUUGAUUUGCCUUCAUUACAGGCCCAUUUUCCCCCAGUCCGACAUGUGGAGAGCCCACGCUGGCUAUCACCAGAGGAGUACGUAGGGAUAAUUUCUGACGCCAUUAAAAUGAACAAGAACGUGUGCCUCGCCCGCUAUUUCUUCCAGUUAGAGGGAGAGGGUAAAGAUAGCAAGGUGGACGGGCCAGAACGGACAAUAGAUGUGUGGCCUCUUAACCUGCUCCAGCCAGGCAGCCGUGAUUAUGAGGAUGUGUGCAGCCUCUUCCUGCUGCAGAUGGCCUGCGUCCUCAACAUGUCCAGCAAAUGGCGGCAUGCAAGAAUGAGAAUCUUCCUGAAUGUGGAGACUGAGUCUAACGACCAGGGCUGGGUGGUUAACGAAGAGACGUUCCGAGAGUUGCUGAGGAAGCUGAGGAUCAGGGCGUCGAUAAAGAUCGUUCCGUGGGACUCUGUGGUGCAGCACCACGUUCAGCCAGAUGGGGAGCUCCCUGCAGAGCCAACACAAGCUCUGUCUGAGGACUUCCUGUCCGCGGUGAACAGUAUGUUGAUGGAGCACAGCUCGCAAGCCACUGUUCGCUUCCUGUAUUUACCUCGACCCACUGGUCACCGCAGCCAGUCACAGCAGUACUUGGCUCAGGUGGAAGCAGUGACCAAUAGUUUGGGGCCAACGCUUCUGAUUCACGGUGUCACCUCAGUCACAUACACUGAUCUGUGAGCAUGUGCAGUCAUGGGUUUUGUUCAUUAAUAUUAAAGUUGCAGCAAAGUCUUAUCUGUGUAAGUAUAAACUCUUGUUACAUGUAAAAUGAACACAUAAUGUAAAGAAAAGUGGAUGCUAAGGUACAGUAUGUAGUAGCAGUUACUAUACGUUCACCUAAUGCAGCUUUAGUUGUUGUUUUACUAAAGCUUACAAAAGGACCACAGUCGAGUGCAUUUUCAAAAUUGGUCCCUUGAGGUUUUUGCAUUCAAAUAGGAUAUUUCCUAUUUAUAUGUACUUGAACUGGCUUGCUGAUUGAGCCAAGAAAUGGGGGAAUACUAACUUUUGUGGCCGUGAUUUCUGUCGACAUAACCUCCUGUUUGCAUUAGCUUUAGGCCUGUCUUUUCACAUGAGACAGAAAUUAGAAAUUUGUCAAAGACUUCUCAAAACAAAAACACAUUUUGUUUGGAGCAAUACGGGUUGUCUCAGACAUUGAAUAUAAAAUGUCUAUAUAUAUAUAUAUAUAUAUAAUUUCAGGGAUGGAAUUAUGAAUUUCUUUUGCCACAACAAUUGACCACAGUAAAAACUUAUUUUCCUGGUUCAGUUUCUUAAUAGUAUUGUGUUAAUACAUAAUAACUUCUGUAUUUUUGUUGCUUGUUUUUACUACAUUCUCACAUUUCUGCUGGUUGCUGGACCAAGUCAUCCAAAUACUUUUUCUUUCUAAACAGAUUUUUGAUUCCCAUGCUUUUCUGCAAACAUGACUUGUGUCUGUUACAUGUGCUUCUCUAGUCUUCACAAAGGGAUCCGUUACAUAUGUUUUACCUCAGAAUGAUGAACUGUAUUUGUUGCUAUUGUGCUAACCUAAAAAAAUAUAUUGCGAUUUUUGUUUUCAAAAUAACACCAAAAAGUGUUAGUGAUGGUCACUUUAAUCCAUUCUCAGUCAGGACCAGGAACAGCAAUGAUUCAGACCAAGGCCAGGUUGACACCAAAGUAAGUUGUUACACAGCAAUUAAUUUACCCUAUUUACAAAAUACAGAAUAAAAGAAAGUUAGAAUAAAGUUACUGCAUUCUUCUCACAUUUUGUUUUAUACUGUGCAACACUCACCAAAACAUAAAUAGGAAAUUGAUGAAAAGUUGCACAACCUUUUGGCAUGUUCUAUUUUGAGUUGUGGUUCUCGGUCAGUGAGAAAGCCUGAAAGGGCUGACUCUUGUAUACUAAUAGUUGUUACUUGUACAUAUUGUCAUAUGUUUAAAUAUAUGCCAAAUGUACUGUGUAUCUGUAUCUUUGUAACUGUAAUAUUGUAAGAUCUUAACAAAAAAACAUGUAUUUAAAAGAUUUCUUAAAUGCAAAGCAAUACAGAUUGUGUCUGUAUAUCUGAAGUGUAAUAGUGUAAAUAUUAAUAGAAACUCUGUUAUGCUACCCUGCAAAUUUGCUCCAUAGAUAAAAUAAAAAUGUCAUGCAAUAAUUGAGAAUAAAUAAAUGUACAAAAUAUAUCAUAAUUACAUAUAUAGUGUAUAGUGUAGCUCAUUUAUAGUAACCUCAAUACACACAUUUGAGGUAUCUGAGAAGUGGACCUACAGUGAAGAUAAUCUAUUAUAAAGCCCAUAGUCACGUGUAAAGUAAACAUUCAUGCCAGUAAGAACUUCAGCAUGCAGAUGCAGGCAAGACUACUCUUCCUUUUCCCCAAGCUUCUCCUUUUCCUUGCACACUCUUAUAUAAUAUUUGCUGUCUUCUGCGACAUUUCGUAGCUUUCUUAUGAGGAAUGGUGACAUACGAAACCAGUCCGGCAGGAGUAUUGCAAGAGCCAUGCCCUGUAGGAUGAUAGGAAAGAGAAGAUGAGACAUUAAUAUAUCAUAGCAGCUGACAGUUUGUAAGUGAUCACAGUCUCUCAUCUCUCUGACCUGGAGAGCGUGAGACAGACAGCCGCUGGUGUAGCUGGAGUGACCCACAGUGUUCAAGGCCUCACUCGCGAACCUGGAAGCACUCUUCGCAAAGCGGUUGCCACUCACGUUUUUCGUCAUGUUGGUGGACACCAUGAAGGGGGCCACACACUGGGGGGGAGAAAAUGACUGGUUGGACUAGUUAAACUUCCCUUUAUAUCAUACACAUAUUGCUGACUUUUAAAAGUGAUUUUCAGUUUUAGCACUGAGACUGACAAACACUGAGUCCAGUGCAGAUAUAUCUAAAGUAGGGUGUGUUUGAUGCAACCAUGCAGUAAAUUAAAAAAAGAGGAACAUAUAAAGGAAAAGGAAGUGAUUUCCUCUGUGUAAGAUCAAUAAAGUUUAUCUUAUCUCAUAACCUGAGUCAAUGAGAGCAGCAGAACAAACUGUUCUAAUUAAUUAUUGACUGCAUACACACAGAAACUUCAAAUGUACAGUCACUUACUUUGACAGCCAAAUUUAAGGAGAACAUAAUUCUUUUGUUUUCUGUGUGUGUUAUUCAGAUGGAAUGGUAUCUGGUCAAAAACAGGCUUUCAGGAUCUCAGACAUCUUUCUGAGAGGAUUACCAAACACAAAGCGUCCCCCCCCCCCCUAAUUGUUUCCAAUAAUUUUCAAUCAAGUGUCAUUGUUUUGAAGUAUCUGGAGUUACAACCUUUCUCUAUUCUUGUUAGGGAAUUUGCUUUCUGUGAAUUUCCGACUUUACCUUACGUCUCUGUUAGAGGCUUAUAAGGGUUAUGUUCUAUUCUUGCUUUCUACCCCUCACAUAACUAUGUCUUAUGUUACACGGUUUCCCAAUUCUAGUUGAGUUGAGUGCAUUAUUAUCUACUCAUUCAUUUAUGACCGACAUUUAUUUCUAGAGAAAUCUUUUGACAAGUUGUUUUGUUUUGGUAACGGGUUGAAAUCAUAUGUUGGUUCACUUUGUAAGAUGAUGAUUUUUGUAUAUUAUUAAAUUUCCUCCAGCUUGUGUA
Molecule: messenger RNA, 5960 nt
Organism: Perca fluviatilis (European perch)
Lineage: Eukaryota; Metazoa; Chordata; Actinopteri; Perciformes; Percidae
Gene: slc12a9
Product: solute carrier family 12 member 9
Exons: 14
Coding region: 361-3072 (903 amino acids)
Biological process (GO): potassium ion import across plasma membrane; potassium ion homeostasis; cell volume homeostasis
Cellular component (GO): membrane
Molecular function (GO): potassium:chloride symporter activity
Source: RefSeq, a predicted model, not a curated record